AACCAACAGUACUGCUCAUUCACACCUCCAUCAUUUGCCAAAGCAAAUCUUUUGUGUUUUCUUGUUCUUUGGACGUUUGUUCUUCGAUUUCCUUUUCGCCUUUUCUGUUACAAUAGCAUCUGGUACUCCCAGCUCGAGCUUUGUGUAACUUGCAUUAAGCUUCCCGCGAAGGGAGCUCGCUUUUCCUCCAUCACAAUCAUUUCAUCUCCUAACUCGAUUACGAAUCGCCUAUCAUGGAGCGAAUAAAUCGCAUGCUUCAAACUGCCCAUGGCAUGGGAAUGGGCAGCGCAGCCCCAGGCGCUGACAGCCCCAACUUGAUCGAUAACUCGGAAACCGUUCAUAUCUCGUCGUUGGCGUUGUUGAAGAUGUUACGACAUGGCCGAGCUGGUGUUCCUAUGGAAGUCAUGGGUUUGAUGCUUGGAGACUUCGUGGAUGAAUAUACCGUGAGGGUUGUGGAUGUUUUUGCUAUGCCUCAGAGUGGAACUGGUGUCAGUGUCGAAGCUGUGGACCCUGUUUUUCAAACGAAAAUGAUGGACUUUUUGAAGCAGACUGGCCGACCCGAAUCAGUCGUGGGAUGGUACCACUCGCAUCCCGGUUUUGGCUGCUGGCUCUCAUCCGUAGAUAUUAACACGCAGCAGUCCUUUGAACAGCUCACACCUCGUGCCGUAGCCGUCGUGGUCGACCCCAUCCAGUCCGUCAAGGGCAAGGUCGUUAUCGAUGCGUUCCGACUCAUCGCGCCACAGACGGUUGUCAUGGGCCAAGAGCCUCGCCAGACCACAUCCAACUUGGGUCACCUCAACAAACCAUCCAUUCAGGCCCUUAUUCACGGCUUAAACCGCCAUUAUUACAGCCUUGCGAUCAACUACCGCAAGACCGGCCUAGAAGAGAACAUGCUGAUGAACCUACACAAACACGUCUGGACCGAAGCACUGCAGAUGAACGACUUCCAUGAAGACGCCAAGCGAAAUGUGGAAAGCAUGCAGCGCCUGGUCGAGUUGGCCGAGGGUUACGAAAAGCGAGUCAAGGAAGAAUCCACAUUGACUAAGGAGCAAUUGAAGACUCGAUACGUGGGCAAGGUUGACCCAAAGAAACACAUUGAGGACGUCGGGCAGCAAUUAAUCGAGGACAACAUUGUCGCCGUGUCUAGACAAAUGAUCAACAAAGAGUCGUCAGUUGCUAGAGUGCCUAACGGACAAGAUACGGAGAAUGAUGCUCAAAUGGAUGUGGAUGAUGAGAAGCUAUAAAUGUUGAUUUAUUCUUACUAAUAUAGAUGUGUUCUCAUUUAUCAACACGACUUGACAGACUAAUAUGCCCUUGAAAGUCUUAAAACUAAGAACUUUCAUCGAUUAUGAAAUACAACUACAUAUGUCGUCC
Talaromyces stipitatus ATCC 10500 is the source of this 1374-nucleotide messenger RNA. RefSeq names its product proteasome regulatory particle subunit (RpnK), putative. The coding region runs from base 234 to 1244 and encodes 336 amino acids. NCBI's taxonomy places the organism in Eukaryota, Fungi, Ascomycota, Eurotiomycetes, Eurotiales, Trichocomaceae. The record is from RefSeq and is a predicted model, not a curated record. Gene Ontology annotation, biological process: proteasome-mediated ubiquitin-dependent protein catabolic process; protein deubiquitination. Gene Ontology annotation, cellular component: proteasome regulatory particle, lid subcomplex. Gene Ontology annotation, molecular function: proteasome binding; metallopeptidase activity; protein binding. The transcript is spliced from 4 exons.